Molecule: messenger RNA, 1056 nt
Organism: Gadus macrocephalus (Pacific cod)
Lineage: Eukaryota; Metazoa; Chordata; Actinopteri; Gadiformes; Gadidae
Product: protein diaphanous homolog 1-like
Exons: 6
Coding region: 208-1056 (282 amino acids)
Biological process (GO): protein linear polyubiquitination
Cellular component (GO): LUBAC complex
Molecular function (GO): K63-linked polyubiquitin modification-dependent protein binding; ubiquitin protein ligase activity; K48-linked polyubiquitin modification-dependent protein binding
Source: RefSeq, a predicted model, not a curated record
GCGCAUGCGCAGACCAUACGCGUUGGUGUUGAACGUGAAGUGACAGCAAGUUCACUUCGGACCUCCCUUGACAUGACACACACCUAAAAAAAACGCCCGUUUAGGUGGAAAUUGGUAAUUCAGUCACCGAGUACGAGUGCAUGAUCUGCUCACAGGACGAGGACAAAAAGAAGUGGAAGAGAAACGAAAGCGUGAAACACACUGAGAAUGACGGCCACUCUGGAGCUGCUGGAGCUGAGGAGGAGAGUGGCGUCCGAGCUGACCACCGCGGGGUCGGGACCGCAGGUCAAAGCCGGGGUCCAGUCCAUGGCCGAGCUCCCUCUGCCCCUGAACCAGAAGUACCUUAGCAUCGACGCCGCGGCCAUAGUGCGGGGGAACACCGUGGGCGACGGCAGGGCGCAGGUUAUGGAGCGAAUGGGCAGACUGGUCAAAGCUCUGAAUGUUUUGGAGAAGUAUGGCCUCAACCUGCACAACCUCGCCAGACCCCGUUACUGGCGCAGUGUCAAACACAACAACCCCAUCUUCAAAGCUCAGGUGGACAGCAUGCAGGGUGGGCGGGGCAUCCUCUAUCUCUAUGGUUACACCGUCCAGCAGGUCGACGGCCUGGUGUUCCCUGACGACGUCCUGCAGCCCGAUAGAGACAAGGUCGCCGCGGUGACCCUGGAGGUCACGUGCCUGCGCUUGGAGCUGGAGAUGCUCAUCAAGGGAAACCAUCCUAAUCCAGAUUUCUUAAAGACGUCCUCCCAUUGGUCGUUCCAGAGGUCCAGCAGCAGAGGAACGAGGAGGUGGCGGCCCCCCCCCCUUACGGACGUCAACAGAUCGACGGCCCUGCCCCCCAAACCCAUCAGCCCCGCCCCCCCGACCCCACCCCAGCCCCCGCUCCCUGCCCCCGUCCAGAACCCCCCCCCCCCCCCCCACUGGAACCCCCCGUCCUCCCUGGAUUUCGAUCAAUCUCCCUACACCACCCCCCCUUCUUCCCCCCCGACCUCGCCUCCCCCCACCUCCCCUCAGCCCACCUCGCCUCCCCCCCCGCCCCCACCGGGGCCUCCCCCGUGA